Molecule: messenger RNA, 3938 nt
Organism: Anguilla rostrata (American eel)
Lineage: Eukaryota; Metazoa; Chordata; Actinopteri; Anguilliformes; Anguillidae
Exons: 2
Coding region: 781-1557 (258 amino acids)
Source: RefSeq, a predicted model, not a curated record
CAUUUCUAUUUGGCAUGAGAUGCGUCUGGGUAGCGUGAGAGCAUUAGACCGAGCCUGCGAAAGCUUGUGUCUGACUCCUAAAACCGUGAGAGUUGGCAACACUGAUCGGUUAGAUUCAGAUGUUCUUCAACCAAAAAAUCCAGGCACAGUAAAGAAAUAAACUAACUUGCACGUAGCAACGCUGUGUCCACAUCCUCACAGUGUUUAUAAAUAUUUUAACAAAACGACAGUAAAAUUGUGCAGUAGAGCAUGCAGUGCAGUCCUGCUCCCAGGAGUUACUAAAUUGUUCCCACAUGACACUAAUCUUCUCUGCUCAUGUCCCCUCUGGGCUUCCGUACAGCGAUGCAGGGAGAGAGCUCAUGUAACAGCUCGUCUGCUCCACUUCCAUUUCGCUCUCGGUGCAGACUGCUGCUGCUAAGCACACAGUUCCCAGGAUAACUCCCAUCAGAAGGUCCACAGUGUAGUCCAAAGGAACGUUUAUACUUAUCAAACUUUGCAGCACCUCGACCGUGUUUCUUAUCAAAGGCUCCACGCCCAGGCUUAGGGACGGUGUCCCGGGUUUUUGCAAGGCGAGCAGCUGCCACUCAUUUGGACUUCCAUACGUCUGCUUCCGUACGUCUGUAGGAGGAAGUGGGACGUCAGUUCUGGUUGCGCUCGGAUUGACAACCUUCAGAGGAGACUGGGAAGGACUGGGAGUCGCCCUGCUGUUUACUUCACAGCGGACUAAUACCGUCUCCUUCGUCUGGUUGUGGACCGUGAGACAAUAGCGACAGGUGCAUUAUGGGAGACACACGUUUUCUGUGCAUUCUCCUGCUGGCUCUCAGCUUGGCGUCCGUCUCAGGCCGCCCUGAGGACACCCUGAGAAAAAUAAAAGAUCUUGGGGACAAAGACUUUGGCCACAAUUUCCCACGGCAUGGGCUGAAUCUCCUGUACUGGUUCUGCCGUGAGUACAUCACGUUUGAUAACAACGACAACAUGCAACCGGCAAAGGACCCAAAACAAGCUGCAUUUGGAUUUCAUUACUAUGGAAACAAAGAGGACCUUCUCCCUUCGUUGCGCAACCAGAAGGGGUACGCCUACUACACCGUUGGCAACCUGUUCGACGACAGAAACUUACCCCAGGACGAAAAAAUGCCAGAUUACGUCUCGGAGGAGUUCGGACGUUCCAAGAACCUGGAUUCCCGCGAUCAGAACAACAAGGACCGGAUCAUCGUCAGGAGGACGCCGUACGGCGCUAUCGACCGCGUCUACAUCACGCAGCACUACGACUACAGCAGCGACCGCGGGAGCCAGUACGACCCGGACAACACGUACGCCGUCGGCACCGAGCUCAUCAGGGCCGUACGCAACCUCACGCGCGAGAAGUUCCUCAAACCCUUCGCUCCGAGGACCAGGGGCCACUACGCCCUGUGCCAUCCGGAGAGAGGCUCCGGCCCGCCGAAAAACUCCGAGGAGUGCAGCCACAGGUUCUCGGACGGAAGCCGCCAGUCACCCGGCAGCACCCUGGUGUGCCUGUGCUGUGCGGUGCUGGGACUGCUCAUUGGCUGUUUCCAGUAAGGGUGUUAACCUCGGCCUUCAGCACAAAAGCAAUACCAUUUUGAUUCUUGAGGUGACGGUUCGAUAUUUGGCAAUACCGAAAAGUUUGAUACGAUCCAAAAGCUAUAUAUAUAUAUAUAAUAUAUACAGUACUGUCCAAAAGUCUUAGGCACCCUAGAUUUUUAAAUAUAAUAUAUAGUAUAUAUUUGGUCUUAGAUGUUUAUUUUUUGUUUUCUGAAUUAGUGUGUCAGUAGAAAAGAGCAAAUUUGAGAUUUCCAAACAUGAAUUUUCCAAAAAAUGAAAUUUUACAGAUACAUUUUUGUAUUUUGUUAAAUAAAGUAAUAUUUUAUGUAACAGACUACUUUUCAGAUAAAAACUUGAUCAAGGGCCUCUGGGAGCGAAACAGCCUAAAUCUGCAGAAGAACUGUGGCAAAAUGCUUGGAACAACAUACCAGCCGAUUUUCUUAUAAAACUGCAGGACAGUGUACCUAAGAGAAUUGAUGCAGUUUUAUUAUAACCUUUCAUUUCAUGAUUUUUGAAAGCAUCUUAGCUGUACAGUAUUUUACAGGUGCCUAACACUUUUGCACAGUACUGUGUAUAUAUAUAUAUAUAUAUAUAUAUAUAUAUAUAUAUAUAUAUACAAUCCAGCUAACAUAAGCCUGUGACAACAUACACAUACAACAAAAAUGAAGUUGAGGAUGCAAAAACCUUUUGACGUCACAUUCAACAGAAGGAAAAACAGCACUACCGUGAGGUGAAGCCGGAAAUAUAAACAACGAUGUUGCUUCAGAGCGAACCGCUGUAAGAUUACGGGCAUUUAAAAAGAAAUAUUUUGCUAUGAUUCAUAACGAUAUGGAUCGAUUUUUGCAUGUUGCAUCGAUUGGAUCGUAUUGUCCAUGUAUCCUUACAACCCUACUUUUUAGGUGUUUACAACCCGUACUGCAGAUUAUUGCACUGCCAGUAUUACAAUGCCUGUAACUGUAUCCAUUUCUUUUGCAAUAUAUAUAUUCGAUAUAUUUUGGCGAUAUAUAUUCCAUAUGUUUUACAAUGUUCAGACGUGUUAGAAAUGUUAUCCAUUGACUGUUCAUGCGGUCCCUGCAUUGUCCUUAUCUGACCUAGGAAACCCGGUGUCCCUGUUGCUUCCCCACUCAUUUGCAUCAGGGACUACUGGUGCUGUAAAUCAGUGGUUUCCAUUGGGAACCCCACAGACCACCAACCUGCUGCCUACCGAGUCGAUCAUUAAUGUCCCCUUCACAGCUCCCGGUGUUUGAGAAGUUAUAAGUACAGUAAAACAAGAAGUGCACAUUGCAAGGUAUUAAAUCAAGCAAAAUCUGAAGUUCCUGUUAUUAAGGAAACUCCGGUAUAUCACAGUAUUAAGUCAACGUGGGGCAUUUGCACUAGUACCCUGAUGCAUGCUAUUUAUAUUAUCCACUUCAAACGCAUCCUAAAGUAUUGUUUAACUGUAUGUAAAUGAAAGGUGCAUGGUUAGUGCGAACAGGUUCCGAAAAGCACAAUACCACCAGGAACUGAACUUUCUAACCCAUCUGUAGACUGAAGUUUAAAUUUCAUUAUUGAUUAGAUGCUGAAAUUAUUUUUUACCAGGUUCCUCGCCUUGAAAUUAAUUUCCCUUCCCAUAUACUAAAUCUGCUAUAUAGUUAGCUGUUUGUGUUUGUUUACAAAUAACAUAUUUAUUGAUUCACAUCAAAACCCAAUUUAUUCCUACAAAUGUGGGUUAUGGAAAAUAUUAGCAAUACUUGUAUAUGUAUCUAGUAUGGUGACAUUUGCACUGUAAUACGAGAUGGAUUCAUUGUUUUUUUUUUUCACAUACCAAAAUGAAAUAUUAUUUCCAUAUUAUGUUUAGCACUGUGUCAGGGUUUCUUACCAACUUGUGCACUUAGUUAGCCAAAUAAUUUUUUUUUAUCUGAUUUUUUCUUGAUAAUGUAAUGUAAUGUAAUGCAUGUGCUGCAGCUUCAGAUUGUAUAUGUAUAAUUGUUUUUUUUUUCUAUAACCCCAUAAUUUGUAUGCAAAUUAAAAUAUUUAAUUUGUUAUGAUAUAUGGACAUAAAUAUGUGCAGGUAUGGAUGGUCACUACCCUUCAGUCUAACAUGACCAUUUGACUUGCUUUUUUUGGACAAUGUCAAACCUCAGGUGCAUUGUUUAAUGUUUCCCACUUUCAUCCUAAAACAUUGUUCAACAGUCUUUUCUUGGAUGGUGCUAAGAUGUCCACUUCUAUAGGUAUGUUUUGUCAAAAUGACCUUGAUUGGAGGUGACAGAAAAUUUCACGCACCAGGAUACCUGUCUCCCCUCUUCAGUGAAGUGAGAUAGUAUUCAUGCCCUUGUUUGUAUGCAGAUGGUUUUCUUUAAUAUUUUGUAUGUUUGAAUAAAUAAGUUUAAAAAAACUGA